This is a messenger RNA of Oreochromis niloticus (Nile tilapia), 2468 nucleotides long. Its product is annotated as NLR family CARD domain-containing protein 3. Gene Ontology annotation, molecular function: protein binding. The coding region runs from base 48 to 1019 and encodes 323 amino acids. Lineage: Eukaryota; Metazoa; Chordata; Actinopteri; Cichliformes; Cichlidae. The record is from RefSeq and is a predicted model, not a curated record. The transcript is spliced from 4 exons.
UCAUCCAUCUGAGUGUUCAGGAAUUUCUGGCUGCUCUUCAUGUCCAUAUGACCUUCAUCAACUCUGGACUCAAUCUGCUGGAACAACAACAAACAACCUCCCAGAAGUCUGAAACAAGAGCAUCUGCAGAGAAACACUUCUACCAGAGUGCUGUGAACAAGGCCUUACAGAGUCCAAAUGGACACCUUGACUUGUUCCUUCGCUUCCUCCUGGGUCUUUCAAUGCAGACCAAUCAGACUCUCCUACAAGGCCUGAUGACACAGACAGGAAGUAGCUCACAGACCAGUCAGGAAAUAGUCAAGUACAUCAAGAAGAAGUUCAGUGAGGAUCUGUCUGCAGGGAAAAGCAUCAAUCUGUUCCACUGUCUGAAUGAACUGAAUGAUCGUUCUCUACUGGAGGAGAUCCAACAGUCCCUGAGUUCAGGAAAUCUCUGCACAUAUAAACUGUCUCCUGCUCAGUGGUCAGCUCUGGUCUUCAUCUUACUAUCAUCAGAAGAAGAUCUGGAUGUGUUUGACCUGCAGAAAUACUCUGCUUCAGAGGAGGCUCUUCUGUGGCUGCUGCCAGUAGUCAAAGCCUCCAACAAAGCUCUGCUGAGCGUCCCUGAUCUCUCAGAGAGAGGCUGUGAAGCGCUAUCCUCAGUUCUCUGCUCUGUCCUCUUUUCUGAGAGAAAUGAAGCUGAGUAUCAACACUCUGCCGGAUUCAGGACUGAGGCUUCUGUCUGCUACAGUGGAGAGUCCACAGUGUACCCUGGAAAUGUUCAGGAUUCAGGAGUGAAGUUUCUGUCUGCUGAAAUGAAGAGUCCACACUGUAAAAUGGAAAGUCUCAGUCUGUCGGGCUGUCUGAUAACAGAUGAAGGCUGUACUUCCCUGGCCUCAGCUCUGAGUGCCAACCCUUCCCAUCUGAGAGAGCUGGACCUGACCUACAAUCAUCCAGGAGACUCAGGAAUGAAGCUGCUGUCGGCUGGACUGAAGGAUCCAGGCUGGAGACUGGACACUCUCAGGUAUGAAGAGGAUGUCUGAUAGAGGAGGAAGAGCUGGAAACAUUUCCAGUGUCCCUCGUUCACUUACCUCUUGUCGGUUCAUGUGACAUGAACUGAUCAAUAAGGGGUUUUAAUGUUUUAGGUCUCCAGGAAGAACUUCUGCAGGAACAACUUGUAGAUAUCUCAGGAUAUUGAACAUUAAUCUUUGUAUAGAGAGGAAAUGAGGAAAAAGGAAAUAUAGAGAGGAGAGGGAGUGUUUGGUUGGUGAGAGACAAGCUGAUUGGACAGUGGGUGAUUGGUGUCAGGAUUGGUGGCUUUUUGAAUUGUUACUGGUAUUGCUGCUGAUGGUUGUUUUUCAGAUUAAGGAUUUGGAUUAAGAAUUACAGACAUGUAAAGAAAUGGUGGUAGAGGUACUGACCGACAGCUGUAUAGGUCUGGACGGGUACCCUUGCCUGUUUUUCUAAGGUUCUGACAAAGAAAGCAGCCAGUGCUUGUGACCAGCUGGAACUAGAUGUGUGGAAUAGCAGGGUAUAGAAGGUGUUGCUGCCUUCUGAAAAGUGUUUCGAAAUACCUGAUGAAGAAAGUGAAGAAAACAUCAAAGACUGAGCAGAAGAAACUGGCAGAGGCAGUUUUCACAUGUUACCUGAGUACAGGAAACAUGGCUGAGGAUAGAGAAAGGAUGAAGGACUGAAUGCUCUGCUGCUCUUCGACAAUAGAAUAUGGCAGAAAGCUGGAAAAAGCUCAUAAUAAUUCCAGUUAUGAAACCACAAGAAGGACCCCACAAAGACCAAAGGUUAUAGGUCCACAGCUCUAACUUCUCAUCCAGGGAAAGUCAUGGAAAGAAUGACAGUGGACAGACUGAUGUAUGUGCCUGAAAGAAGGCACCUUUUCAGGAGGGGGAGGAAUACCAUGGACCCAGCAGUCUGCUUAGAAUCAGAGAUAAGAAAAGCUCAGGUGGUCAAAGAAAAGUGAUGGAAAUGAUGGAAAUAAAUGAGUUGUUGGCUAAUAUUCUGUGCUUGCUAACAGUAUCACAUACCCAGGCGUAAUCUGUCAUCUGUUAACAAGUCCAAAAUCAACUAAUUUGUUGGUGGAUAAUCCACUAACAUGUUUUAAUGUGGCGUGAAAGCCUUCUUACACUUGGCUACGCAGAGACAUUCUGUCCAUAAAAAUUGCAAACAGGAUCAGUGACAAGGAGCAGCCCUGGUCAACCACCCACUGGAAACAAAUUCAACUUAUUACCAGCUAUGCGGACCAAACUCUUCCAAUUGUUCCAUAAGGAUUGAAUGGCCCAUAGUAAUGGCAAUAUUUUUUUUCAUCGUUUUGAUGGUCACUGUAGUGGCUUUAAUUUCUUAAAGUUCUCUCUUUCUCUUAUAUUUAAUAUAACGACACUACGGACCGACAAGCGCCUGUUUUUAUGUGUUGUCGUUAGCAACAAUGAUGGUAAAACCAUUGCGUGCCCGCUUGUUUAUUUUCUAUAUAAACCUUUCAC